AACAGUCACGUGAAAGUGGUUCUUGUCAUGUGAUGAUGUGAGGUGAAAAUGGCUGCAACGGGUGAGGAGGCCGCGGCGAUGGAAAGCAUCUCUAGAGCACCCGCUCCACUUACCGAGCCCGAUCACAGGAUAGAUGCGGGUAUAAACGACGGGACAGAGAGUCAGGCACCUGCCCCAAAAAGACCCAGCAACAACAAUGAUGGAGGAGUGGAGACUGCGGAAGAGGCCACUGAGCCUGCUGAACCUGAUAUCAAUGAGCUCUGUAGAGACAUGUUUGACAAGAUGUCAGUUUUCUUACAUGGAGAGCUCACAGCCACCUGCGAGGACUAUAAACUCCUGGAGAACAUGAACAAGCUCACCAGUCUGAAGUACAUGGAGAUGAAGGACAUAUCAAUCAACAUCAGCCGCAAUCUGCAAGACCUCAAUCAGAAAUAUGCCAGUUUGCAGCCCUACUUGGAUCAGAUUAAUCAGAUAGAGGAGCAGGUUACAGCUCUAGAGCAGGCUGCUUAUAAACUAGACACAUACUCAAAGAAACUGGAGGCCAAGUUUAAGAAACUGGAGAAGCGGUGAAAAGUGGUGUGUGUGUGUGUGUGUGUGUACACGAGGAGGACCAGAAACCCCUUUAAAACAGUUCUUCGUAAUGAUAUCAACACACAUAAAUGUAUGUUACACACUAUGAGAUUGUCAUAGCCUCUACAUAGGUUAUGGACAGUGCAGCAAGAAAUUAUAAAGGGAUAGUUCACCCAAAAAUGAAAAUGUUCUCAACAUUUACAUGCCAUCCCAGAUGUGUAUUACUUUCUUUCUUCUGCUGAACAUAAAAAAAGAUUUUUAGAAGAAUAUCUCAGCUCUAUAGGUCCAUUCAAUAUGA
This is a messenger RNA of Myxocyprinus asiaticus (Chinese sucker), 868 nucleotides long. Its product is annotated as biogenesis of lysosome-related organelles complex 1 subunit 2-like. Gene Ontology annotation, biological process: lysosome localization; endosomal transport. Lineage: Eukaryota; Metazoa; Chordata; Actinopteri; Cypriniformes; Catostomidae. The transcript is spliced from 5 exons. Gene Ontology annotation, molecular function: gamma-tubulin binding. The coding region runs from base 49 to 570 and encodes 173 amino acids. The record is from RefSeq and is a predicted model, not a curated record. Gene Ontology annotation, cellular component: BORC complex; gamma-tubulin complex; BLOC-1 complex.